AUGUAUAUAGGACCCUAUGCUAUAGGGAAGAUUGUUUGUUUCAAGUGUGGCAAGGAGGGGUACUUUGCCAGAGACUGUCUUACACUCGUUGCUAGUGCUGCGGUUGCUCAGGUUGCACCACUUCAUAUGAUUCCUGUACAACCACCUGCACCUGCACCACCUACAGUGCCACCAGUUACUAGUAUAGUUUAUAUCUUUGAUCGUCAGCAGUCGGACCGAGCUCCGAACCUUGUUCGUAGUACUAACUCUAUUGGUGAUCAUGAUUUUGAUGUAUUAUUUGAUUCUAGGGCGACACAUUCAUUCAUUGCGGGCCCAAAUGUUGUGGGGUUAGAUUUGCCCAUUUAUGAGCUUUCUCCACCUUUGCGGGUUACCACUGCCACUAGGGAUAAGUGCGAUACUUCAUUCAUCUAUCGUGAUGUGGCAUUUCAGUUGGAUGGCCGAGAUUAUUCGAUGGACCUUAUUUGUCUACCCAUGGUCAACAAGAUCAUCUUGGGUAUGGAUUGGUUGGCAAGGAACUGCGUGAUGAUAGAUUGUUGUGCCAAGAAAGUAGUAAUGUCCCCGUGUGAUUCUAUUACCAGUUCUUCUCCUUAUAUAUCAGUGUUUCAGGCUAGGAAGGAAGGAGCCUUUGGGUACCUUAAUGGGAACGCCAACAUCAUCUUCAUAAUCCAGAAUGAUGUAAUCAGCAUGAAAAAUGAAUUUGUCCACUUUGACUAA
Molecule: messenger RNA, 714 nt
Organism: Gastrolobium bilobum
Lineage: Eukaryota; Viridiplantae; Streptophyta; Magnoliopsida; Fabales; Fabaceae
Exons: 1
Coding region: 1-714 (237 amino acids)
Molecular function (GO): zinc ion binding; nucleic acid binding
Source: RefSeq, a predicted model, not a curated record